Molecule: messenger RNA, 2027 nt
Organism: Cinara cedri
Lineage: Eukaryota; Metazoa; Arthropoda; Insecta; Hemiptera; Aphididae
Source: the annotation of a GenBank genome assembly
AUGAAUUAUAACGAUAACACUUUUAACGGUAAGUCUGAAGUCACGUAAUAAUUUGAUCGGAUCAAAUUUUUUUUAACGCUAAUUUGAUAAAUAAGUGAUUUUAACUUUUCUGUAUUCAGCUAUGCCAGGUAACAACAGCAGUAGACGUCUUACAAGACGUCCCAUGGAAACUCCCGGAUUGGAUGUGAAUAAUAUGGUUUCCCAACAAGUUCAAUAUAAUUACUCUCAGCCUACCAAUAUGUACACUCAGCCUGACACACAAUCGUUGCCACCUCAACAACAAUUUUAUUACAAUGAUUUUACGUCUAUUUCAUCACAGCUAAGUUAUGGAAACAAUGAUUUUAGAUACAGCGGAACAGUGCCAAUCAAUAACACAAUUAACAGACAACAUUAUACAUCGAGUAAUUUUAAAUUUUAUAGAUUUUGGAAUAAACCAUCAAAAUUAAAUGCUUUAUAAUAAUUUUAUGUAAACUAUUUUAUAAAAUGUAAAUAAUUUUUGCAAUUUAAAUAUAACCUAACAUUAUGCCUUUUCAACUGUAGAGGUUUUUCAUUUUUAUGUAAAUAAUGAUUAAUGUUAUUAGUUUUAAAAUGUAUCUGGAUGUUUAAAAAUUAAUUAUAAUUUUAGGCCCAAGUCCAAUUGCUCAAGCAAAUAUAUUUAAUCCUGCAAGUAAUUUAGUGAAUGCAUUUGGAAGCAAUCCUAUAUUGGCAGGAGCUACAGUUCAGUAUGGGCAGAAAAUGUUAGGACAUGUUGUUGACGAAAAUGUCGGAAAAUAUACGAGCGGAAUAAGUUCGCAGAUAAAACUUUAUUUUGCAGUAGACACUCAUUAUGUGAUUAGCAAACUGGUACUAUUAUUAUUUCCAUUUACUCACAAAGUAAGUUUAUAUAAAUAUUAUAUAAUUUUUAUUGAAUACUAUUUUUUUAGUUUAUUGUUUUAAUUUAAAUGUUAAGAUAUUUAAGGUAAUAAUUUGAUUUUUAUGUUACAUUAGGAUUGGUCUAUUUUAUUGGAUUCUGAUGUACACCAAACUGAAGAUCGUAAACGAACUAGGCCGAAAUCUGAUUUAAACAUGCCAGACAUGUAUAUACCUACUGUAUCAUUUAUAACGUAAUACUCUCAUUAGUUCUUUAAUUAAAAUAAAAUUAACUAAUCUAGCUAAUCUUUUAUAAUAUAGGUAUUUACUUCUGCUGGGUCUCAUACUCGGUAAACAAAAUCAAUUCAGUCCAGAACUUUUAAGUGUACAAGCAUCUCGUAUGCUCGCUUGGGAAUUAUUUAUCGUUGUGGUUGAAAUGAUAUUUCUAUAUAUUACAAAUAUACAAAGUUCAUUAUGUGUUCUAGACCUAACAGCUUAUUCGGGUUAUAAAUAUUUUGGGUAUGUUUAUUUUUCAAAAAAAAUACAUUCAAAUUUUUUUUUUCUUUUUUAUUUAAUAUUCUUUUUAUUAACACUCGAAAAUAAUAAAACAUAUUAAAUUUGCAGAAUUGUUAGCUGUAUACCAAUCGGAUUAAUUUUUGGAGAUGCAGCGUUUUAUAUCAGUUUGAUGUAUACCAGUAUUACAUUUAUAUACUUUUUGGUAAAUAAUUUUAUUUAUAUAUCAUUUUAAAUUGAUUUUUUUUAUUUUAAAAAAAUUAAUUUUUUAAGACUAGGGAAAAAAUAUCAUUCAAAGAUUAUUAAAAUCUUUUUAUAAUGUAUGAAUAAUUUAUAUAAAUGGGAAGUAUCAAUAAUGAUAAAAAUGUGAAAAAAAGAUUUUAAGUAAAAGAAAGAAAUGCUAAUUCAUUUUCUUUAAUUAAAACUUAACUAAAAAUAAAUCAUUAUUAGUAGGCAUGAUAAUUAAUUAAUGUAUGUAUUUUUUUUUAUAGUUAUUUUCCAUGAGAAUCAAGUUGAAUACUACCCCAAUGGUUUCAAACAUGGUCCAACCAAUUAUGAUCGAAUUUCAGCGUAAAAGAACUUUAUAUUUUCUGAUCUUGGCAUUAAUUAUCCAACCAUUAACAACAUGGUUUCUUAUUUCACAAUUAACAUUUUCUACGAAUUGA